UCCUUGUGUUUUUAUGAAGAAGAUUACAUUCACUGUAUCUGGUACUUGGAACGACUUUAUACUAUGGAUACGUUAUAUUGCCCAAAAAUACCCCAAUAUUGAAAGUUUGGACAUCUCUAGCAAACAAAAUUACUUUACCGACCGAAACAUUCUCUUGGAGGAAAUACAAUCAACGAUACGUCUAUUAUUCGACAGUUGUAGGAAUUUAUCAUCGAUACGCUUGGAUAAUGUUUGGUGGAUUGAUACUUUUUUGCUUUGUUACCUGGAUGAAGAGCAACGUCGUUCAAGUUCCAUCGAAAAAGUGGAAAUCAGCAGCUCACCCUAUGGCUUGUCAACGGAACUAUUUGGUCUCCUCUCUCGCUCGAUUAUACCAUUGAUCAAAGUAUUGGAUAUUACUUUAUGCACGCAGAUCAUCAAUAAUCCUGUGUUGCUAUCUUGGGGUCUCCGUUCUGGUUCUAUGCUCACUGAUCUUCGGAUAUCUGUCUCACGAAAUGGUUCCUCUCCAUUAAGUCUACUUAGCAUUCAUUGGAUCCUCGAAUCCUGUCCUUCCUUGUUAUCAAUUACGCUGGAUUCUGGUUUCCUUGAUAUUGUCAAUGAUGCUCUCACUGGAUUGCCACCCUCCACUGUACAAUCUCAUCAUUUGGAACGUCUUGCUGUUAAAAAUUGUACAUUCAACAACGAAGUUUGGUCGUAUAUCGAAAAGAAGUGUCCCAGAUUGAAUUGGCUCUCUAUCGACAAAGGUCUCUUGUAUGAUGGUUCACUAUUUCCGUCCAUCCAACUCAAAUUUCCGAAUCAUGUUUUUAAAUCGAUCAUCAUCAAUCGUGUCCGUUGCCCUCGAAUGCCAGUUGAUGUACGUCCAUCGCCAUCUUUUGGAUCUCCUAUCUACAAUAAGCCAACGUGGGAUGAAGGAUGGCUUCCUAUUGAAUUCAUGACUAUACAACGACGACAACAUCCUACUCUAUCUGCUUGCUCUGACAAUAAUGGGGUGCUUUCUACUCAAAAUGACACGAUACAACAAACAUUUCAAGCUUUGGAUAUGAAGUUCAUUGACCAGAGAUACAACUACAAUGGCAAUUUUACUAUGACACCACAAAACUUAUUCGGAUACUUUGAACGCCUUCUGCAAGCAAAGCGCCUGACUGCUCAAGGGGUCUUGUACUAUCAACGUGAAUGCAAAAUACCGAUUCCAGAUCCAUCAUCUAACAAUUCUACGAUAUCAUCAUCAAGCAGCAAACGAAGGAAAUUUGAUCGACAGAAAGAACAAGUACGACAAAAAUGGGAAGAACAAGAACAACUUGCAAAUGAAUCAACUAGAUUUCAACGGGUACAACGACGGCAACAACAGCAUAUCCCAGCUACUGACCGAGGAGGCCAUAUCUUCGUCGACGUUUAUGGAGUGACUGACUUGAUUAUCAAUGAAAAAUGGAUAAUUUUGCAAGGACAAUAGGCGCUUUGGUUUGGACUUACAAUAUAUGAUAUUAUCUUCGAUGAUUUUUUUUUUUUUUUUUUUUU
This is a messenger RNA of Halteromyces radiatus, 1512 nucleotides long. RefSeq lists its product as uncharacterized. The record is from RefSeq and is a predicted model, not a curated record. Bases 14 to 1447 code for a protein of 477 amino acids. NCBI's taxonomy places the organism in Eukaryota, Fungi, Mucoromycota, Mucoromycetes, Mucorales, Cunninghamellaceae. The transcript has a single exon.